Molecule: messenger RNA, 1305 nt
Organism: Oldenlandia corymbosa var. corymbosa
Lineage: Eukaryota; Viridiplantae; Streptophyta; Magnoliopsida; Gentianales; Rubiaceae
Source: the annotation of a GenBank genome assembly
AUGGAAGGCCUAGUUAAGGGUUUGAUCAACGUUGCUUUGGGCGGUGAAGAAGAAGAAGCACCACAGAGGAGAGACUCUCAAUCUCGUGAUGAAAACGUUGAACAGCGCUCCAGAUCAACUUGGGCUCAGGUGGUAUCUGAUGAGCCAGAAAAUGAAGGGUUUAGCAGGGAUCGUCGACAUGGACAUCAUAGAGAGGAGGAGGAGAACAAUUAUGGCAGGAACCAGUGGGAAUCAACCGGAUCGCGGCCUGUGAGGCCCCAGAGUGCAUCAUACCAAGAUGAUGGCUACAAUAGGCAGAAUGAUGAAAGAAGCAAAUAUAACAAACAGGAAGAAGCAGAGAGUAAUGAUGGUUGGGAGACUGUAGGGAAAAAGCCUUCAAGAUACCAGAAGAUACAUACAGAUCAUUGGAACAACUAUAAAUGUGCUCCUGAAGAACAAACCUACGCUAGCGAGGUCAGUUAUGGAAAUGAUAUGGAGCCUUCAAGAGAAGAGCUUGCAGACAUAUCAAAAGCUUGCAGCAAACUUUGGGAACUUGACUUGAAUCGUUUAGAACCUGGAAAAGACUAUGAAAUUGAUGUUGGUGAGGGAAAGAAGGUUUAUGAUAGAGGAGACAGAGCAGAAGGAAGCCUCUUUUCCUGGGUGAAUGAAGACAUAUUUAGGAGGCCUACCUUUUCUCGUUUCUGUUCCCUUCUUGAUAAUUACAAUCCACAUCAAGGGCAGAAGGAAAACGUAACAUCUCAAGAGAAGCAAGAGCAAGCAGCAUUCAUUGAAGAAAUUAGUCGAACUGCACCGUUCAAAUAUUUAUACAAUUAUCUAGUAGCAAAGGGCAUUGUCUCCCCAGGUUAUGAAGAAUUCAAGAGGAUGAUGACUAACUUCUGGUUUGACCUUUACAGCCGAGGCGGUACAUAUGGUUCAUCUUCCGCUUUUGAGCAUGUUUUUGUUGGAGAAAUCAAGCAACAGGGAGAGCAAGAAGUCUCUGGGUUUCACAAUUGGCUUCAGUUUUAUCUUGAAGAGGCAAAGGGGAGAGUGGAUUAUCAAGGUUACAUUUUCCCUCGAAGACGCGGACAGAUUCCUGAUUCAGAAUCUCAGUUGCUGACGAUUCAGUUCGAAUGGAAUGGAGUUCUGAAAUCAGUAUCCAGCACAUUGAUAGGAGUGAGCCCUGAAUUCGAGAUGGCACUCUAUACUCUAUGUUUCUUCGUGGGAGGAGAAGAUAAUAAUAUUGAGCUGGGUCCAUAUCCUGUCAAUGUGAAAUGCUAUCGUUGUGGAAACAAACUAGGUUCAGCUUUCCCUAUAGCAGAGUGUUAA